This is a messenger RNA of Onychostoma macrolepis, 1494 nucleotides long. Its product is annotated as secretory phospholipase A2 receptor-like. The record is from RefSeq and is a predicted model, not a curated record. NCBI's taxonomy places the organism in Eukaryota, Metazoa, Chordata, Actinopteri, Cypriniformes, Cyprinidae. The transcript is spliced from 2 exons. The coding region runs from base 723 to 1484 and encodes 253 amino acids.
UCCACAGCAACCAUAAACGCAUAAUAGUUUGCUGCCAUCUACUGGUGAAUCACCUAAACACCCACUCAGGUGUUGUGAGACUGUAAUUUCUGUAAUACUCAGCAAAUUCACAGCAUUUGUCAGCAGUGGUUGGUUAUCUCUAAACAGGUGAUUUUAUUGGGGGUUAGUGGAAUAUUUAUUACUAUUUUUGUUUUUACAAUUAUUUUAUUUGAUUUUAGAACCUAAAUUCACUGUGGGCUCUAAGAUAAUUUGCUUUGAACAAUAUUUUUGUGAAAAGUGCUGUAAAAUCAAAUUGAAUUGAAUGAAAAUGUUUUUGUGCAUCUUUUGUUACUCUAACAAUAAGCAGAAAAAACAAUAUAUGCUAGUUUACAAAAUAAAUACCUAAUAAAAAUUAGUCUUUUUUCAUUUUUUGCUUCUUCCAGACAUUUCCAGUUUCGUAUACCUUAAUUGUUUUAAAUGCGUUUGUAGGCAUGUCCUUUCUUUGAGUCAUCUGAUUUGCCUUAAUUAGGCAUUUUAGGAAAAUAAAUUUGUUUGUGUAAUGACUGAAGGGCCUAGCACGUCAAGGUCAUGGUCAAUGUCAGAGCAGUCCUGGUUUUCAUUGGUCUGUUCAUGCCAGAAAUUUGUGAAGAGGGGUGGUAACAAGUCAGCAACUUCUGAAAUAAAUGGAGAAUACCACAUUUAUUCAGAAUUCUGCUGCUGCAUUGGAGGUCAUCUAGAUCAACAUGAAGGCUUCAAUCACUGUGCUGCUUUUUUCAAGCCUCUUUGGGCUGAAUGUAAGCGUCUACCGAUAUCACUUUUUCAUGAACGAUACUUUGUCAUAUGAAGAGGCACAGCAGCGCUGCAGAGCGCACUAUGACGACCUGUCCACUGUCAGAAGUAAAGAUUUAGAGGAUUUACCUUACAAUUCUCUAAUUAAAGAGAACUAUUUUUGGAUUGGAGUUCAAAGAGACAGUGCAGACAAUAACAAAUGGAUAUGGUCAGAAGGUGGAGAAGCAACGAUUACAUUUUGGGAGGCAGACCAACCUGAUAAUCAUGAUCAAAAAUGUGGUGCUGUCAAUAAAGGCACAUUUAAACUGUAUGACAAAUUGUGCUCCGCCCGUUACCGAUUUUAUUGUAUGAAGGUCUAUGAGCUGAUUGUGGUGCAUCAGAAAAGCACGUGGGAAGAGGCCUUGGAAUACUGCAGACAAAACUACAUUGACCUGGCCAUAAUAAACUCAGAAGACAUCAUGGAAGAAGCAAAGAUUAAUAGCACAGUAGCUGAUACAGAUGAAGUGUGGACCGGUCUGCGCUUUCUAGCUGGUCAUUGGUUUUGGGUAAACGGAGCCGGUUUUGGAUAUAAUGUCUGGUCUUUGGAUGAAGAGAUUCUGUGCCCUGCCAUGAACCAGCGCUGUGGGGUUUUUGAUAGAACACAGGGGAUUUGUAAACCCACAGACUGUGAGCAGAGACUCAACUUUCUCUGUGUCAAGAAAAAAUACGAAGAUUGACUCGAUUAAC